GAAGUCAUGAUUAUCAAAGAUAUCUUGAUUGAAACAUUAUCGAGCUGUUGAUGAUUAACUUAACAUGCUUUAAAUUAAAGCUGAAAAAAAGAAGAGGCAAUAAUCGAAAAGCAGAUGUAAUUCAGAUGCUCAUUAAUUCACGAGGAACCGGAAGUGAUCAAGAUCCGGUAGAGGAGAAUUUUGGACGAGCGGGUGACAGCUUCCGCUCGAUCUUCGUCGAAAGCGUUCGCCGGAUUUCCGAAUGAUAGAAUGUGCAGCUGAUCGGAAUGGCAAAACAUUCUCUGAUGAUCAUAUGCUUCAUAUGUUGCUACUUGUGCACUUUGAUUGACAUGACUGCUCCACAUUUUCCGGAGCUAGACUUCGAUAAGUACGGAAAAAAGGAAUCUUCCUUGUCGCUAAAGGACAUUCUGCCUUUGAAUCCGAAGCAGUAUGAUAAGCACAGAGCGCCGAAAUUCCCCGGGCAACCCACUGUUGUUUAUUUUCAUGUGACAGUGCUUAGCUUGGAUUCGAUAAAUGAAGAAUCAAUGACGUACGUGGCCGACAUAUUUCUCGCGCAGAGUUGGCGGGAUUCUAGACUGCGGUUGCCGGAGAACAUGUCCGAAGAUUACAGAAUACUCGACGUGGACUGGCUGCAUAACAUCUGGAGACCUGACUGUUUCUUCAAAAAUGCAAAAAAGGUUACCUUUCACGAGAUGUCAAUACCAAACCAUUAUCUCUGGCUGUAUCACGACAAGACAUUGCUUUACAUGUCCAAAUUGACAUUGGUGCUUUCCUGUGCGAUGAAGUUUGAGUCCUAUCCCCAUGACACACAAAUUUGCUCAAUGAUGAUCGAGAGUCUUUCGCACACGACUCAGGAUCUAGUAUUUCUAUGGAACAUGACGGAUCCUCUUGUGGUUAAUCCGCAGAUCGAGCUACCGCAGCUCGACAUAUCGAACAACUAUACGACUGACUGCACGAUCGAAUACUCGACCGGAAAUUUCACGUGCAUACAGAUUGUCUUCAAUCUACGUCGGAGACUGGGUUAUCACUUGUUCCACACGUAUAUCCCAUCCGCCCUGAUCGUCGUUAUGUCCUGGAUCGCCUUUUGGAUCAAGCCGGAAGCCAUCCCGGCACGUGUCACCCUUGGUGUGACGUCACUGCUGACCCUCGCUACUCAAAACACACAAUCUCAGCAAUCUCUGCCUCCGGUUUCGUAUGUAAAGGCGAUCGACGUGUGGAUGUCCUCAUGCAGCGUAUUCGUCUUCCUGUCCCUCAUGGAAUUUGCAGUAGUGAACAAUUAUAUGGGACCAAUCGCGACGAAGGCCAUGAAAGGCUAUUCGGAUGAAGAUCUUCGAGAGGCCAUCGAUGAUUUCAAGACGCCGAUGAGAUCGGAUGCUGAAAGAAAUAGAAGUCCAAUGAGGACACCGACUGUUCAGUACGAGCAAUGCUGCCAAGGACGAGCCACCGCCAUUUACAUCGACAAGGUUUCCAGAUUCUUCUUCCCUUUCUCAUUCUUCAUCCUUAACGUCGUUUAUUGGAGCACCUUCCUGUAAUAUAACUUGACGAGAUCUACCCGACUCAGCCGGAGUCUCAAAUGUAUUUUUAUAGAUAUCGAAUUUGGGAAAGUAUACAAUAUACACAUACAUAUACAU
Molecule: messenger RNA, 1631 nt
Organism: Camponotus floridanus (Florida carpenter ant)
Lineage: Eukaryota; Metazoa; Arthropoda; Insecta; Hymenoptera; Formicidae
Gene: HisCl1
Product: glycine receptor subunit alpha-2
Exons: 9
Coding region: 267-1532 (421 amino acids)
Biological process (GO): signal transduction; regulation of membrane potential; chemical synaptic transmission
Cellular component (GO): synapse; membrane; neuron projection
Molecular function (GO): neurotransmitter receptor activity; transmembrane signaling receptor activity; extracellular ligand-gated monoatomic ion channel activity
Source: RefSeq, a predicted model, not a curated record